Selaginella moellendorffii is the source of this 510-nucleotide messenger RNA. RefSeq names its product DNA-binding protein DDB_G0278111. Gene Ontology annotation, molecular function: DNA binding. Gene Ontology annotation, cellular component: cytosol; nucleus. The transcript has 7 exons. NCBI's taxonomy places the organism in Eukaryota, Viridiplantae, Streptophyta, Lycopodiopsida, Selaginellales, Selaginellaceae. The record is from RefSeq and is a predicted model, not a curated record. The coding region runs from base 69 to 461 and encodes 130 amino acids.
UAGCUUGUAGAAACUCCUGCGUUGGAGCGGGGUUGGAGUUGUUCGUGGUUUUGCAGCAAUGGGUUCUUAUGGCUCAUUUGCAGGACGAUCCGGAGCUGGAGGCGAUCAAGAGGAAGAGGAUGCAAGAGUUAAUGGCUCAGAGAGGGGGAGGCCAACAAUCCGCGGAGCAGCAGGAAGCUCAAGAGGAGCAAAAGAGAGAAGCAGCCGAGCGGAGACAAAUGAUGCUAGCUCGAGUGCUUCUCCCAGAGGCUCGCGAACGACUUUCGCGAAUUGCACUCGUCAAGCCGGAGAAGGCAAAAGGCGUGGAGGACUUGAUUCUUCACAGCGCUCAGCGAGGCCAGAUCACCGAGAAGGUUUCCGAGGAGAGACUCAUCCAGCUGCUGGAGCAAAUCAACGAGCAAACUAAGAAAACAACCAAAGUCACUAUACAACGACGCAGGAACGUGUUGGAUGACGACUGAGAAUUAAAACUAUCAUCUAGGUAGGACUGUGAAAAACCAACGAGGAUAA